This is a messenger RNA of Rhopalosiphum padi (bird cherry-oat aphid), 2704 nucleotides long. RefSeq names its product cytokine-like nuclear factor N-PAC (gene Ndf). Gene Ontology annotation, molecular function: NADP binding; NAD binding; oxidoreductase activity, acting on the CH-OH group of donors, NAD or NADP as acceptor. The transcript is spliced from 12 exons. The record is from RefSeq and is a predicted model, not a curated record. NCBI's taxonomy places the organism in Eukaryota, Metazoa, Arthropoda, Insecta, Hemiptera, Aphididae. Bases 163 to 1722 code for a protein of 519 amino acids.
CCUCUUCCCAGUCAGACCACAACAACACGGACACGCCGCAGCCGCCAUUAUUUUCGACUACCAUCGCCCGCCGAUGCCAUAUCGCCAGUCGCCACUCAGUGUGUUGGAUUUUUUGAAAAAUUUUUGUUCUACUGAGCCGCUGUAUAUCUCUGGACAUUUAAAAUGACAACCGAAUGGAAAUACGAAGUUAACGAUUUGGUUUGGGCUAAGAUGAAGGGCUUCCCGCCGUGGCCAGGACGUGUAAGUGAGCCAACUGUCCAGCUUAAUAAAAAACCGAAAAAGAAUUGCAAAUGUAUUUUCUUCUAUGGAACUAAUAAUUAUGCUUGGAUUGAACUGGGAUGUUUAAAACCUUAUUUUCAAUUUAAAGAUACUUUAAGCUAUAGUUGUAAGACUGUGCAUUUUAAAGAAGCUUGUAAGGCUAUUGAACAAUACAUUACGGAGAAUGAUACUAACGAAGGAGUAAAUAAUGGAUUAUCUGAAGCUGAGUCACGAUUUGAAAAUUUAGUUCAUAAUGAAACUCCUACCUUUCAACCUGAGAAAACUAAAACGUCCAACAUUCGCAACGCAUCAAUGCCAAGCCCUGAAAAAGCCAAGAAGAGACGUUCCAAACCAGUUGAAUCUACCUCUAAUGGGCCUAAGAAGGAUAAACCUAAAAAACCCCGUUUAAACUCAAAAGUGGGACAAUCUAGUAACAACACUGAUAUACUUACAAAUCUUGGAUUAACAAAUAGCCAUACAAGUCCACUUCGGAAGAAUAAUACUUUAUUAGACAGACCUGAAGUUACAACUCCGGAAAUUGCCCAGUUAGAUAUUUCAACUAUAUCUAAAUCAUUAAUGAACAAGAAUAUCUUACCGUCAAAGUUGAGAUUUGGAUUCAUUGGUUUGGGCAAUAUGGGUUCAGGAAUCGUUAAAAACCUAUUGAAUUCUGGACAUAAAGUGAUCGUUUGGAAUCGAACACCAGAUAAGUGUCAAAAGUUUCAAGAUGCUGGAGCCACAGUUGCAUUAACUCCAUCUGAUGUUAUAGGAGGAGCAGAUAUAACAUUUUCAUGUGUUUCUGAUCCACAAGUUGCUAAAGAUAUGGUAUUUGGAAAUUGUGGUGUACUUCCUGAAAUAAAUAGAGAAAAAGGAUUUGUUGAAAUGACUGGUAUUGAUCCUGAAACAUCUCAAGACAUUUGUGAGGCUAUUUUGAGUAGAGGAGGCCGCUAUUUAGAAGCUAUGAUUCAGGGAAGUAAAAAGGAUGCAGAAGAAGGGAAUUUAGUUUGUAUGGCAGCUGGCGAUCAGACUUUGUUCAAUGAUUGUAAAUCAUCAUUUUGUGCAAUUUCUACCAAUUCAUUUUAUCUAGGUGACGUUGGAGCAGCCACUAAAAUGAAUUUGAUUUUACAUUCAGUCAAAGCAGUAGCUCUAGCUGGAUUAGCUGAAGGUAUGGCUCUGGCAGAUAGAGCUAAUAUACCACAAAAAGAUAUGUUAGAAAUUCUAGAAAUGACUUCAUUAAAAUGUCCAUUGUUAAUAGAAAAAGGAAAAGCUAUGAUGGACAAUAAUUUUCAAACAAAUCAAGCUCUAAAACAUAUUCAAAAGGACUUAAAUUUAUCAUUAGUCUGGUCAGAUGUUUUGGAACAACCUUGUCCAGUCAUGGCAAAUGUAAAUGAAGUAUUUAAACAUGCAAAACGUUUGGGUUAUAGUGAUCAUGAUACAAGUGCUGUGUAUAUCCGAACUAAAUUUUGAUUUAUAGAACUUUUUCAUAAUCUUAAUUUUUUCCUUUUUUUUUUUUUUUUUUUUUUUUGAUAUUAAUGACAUUUAGCUGAUGAAUUUUUUCACAUAACAAAUUAUUUUGUUGGAAAUAUAGAUGAAUAAUAACUAUUAUUUUUACUUAAAAAAAGAAGAAAAAAAUUGUAAAUAAUUAGAAUUGUGAAUAUUUGCAUCCAUCCCAUUUCUCUUAUAUUAUAAAUGUAUUUUUAAAGUAAAUGAUAUAAUUGUAUGGAAAAAAUAUAAGUAAAUUGAUAUAUAAUAUAUGUAUAUAUAUUUAUGUAUGUCUUGUUUGUAUUGUAUAAAUACAUAUAAAUAUAUAUGUAAAUGUAUCUAUAUGUAUUUAUAUAUAAAUAUAUAUAUAUUAUAAAAGUAAUAAUCAUUUUACUUGUUUAUUUUUUUUUCUAUUAAUAAUUGUUUAAAUAGAUGAUUGAUGACAUUAUUUUAUGUGGAUAACUAUGUUACACAAAGAUUAAUUUAAAAUCGUAUUUGGGAUAAGUGAAUAUAUAAAAUGUUAACUUCUAGUAAGUUAUGUAAAAUUUAAUUUAAGAAUAUUACAUUGCUAAAUUGAUUAAUUAUUAUAAUUUGUAUACUUGUAAUUUGUACAUAGAUUCAUAGUAAUUUAAUUACUUUAAAUUAGUUAUAAUAAGUUGGUUAAGACUUAUAAAUUAUUUUAUUUAAAAUUUUUUUUGGUUUGGCUAUCAGCAUAGUAACAAUUUAGAAGAAUAUAAAUGGUUUUGCCUUAGGUAUAAUAAUUAGUCUUAUAAUUUAAUGUUAAUUUUUUUUUUUUGACAUUAAGUAGUUUAAAAUAGUUUUAAAUACUUAGGUAUGUGUAAUUCAACAUUUUUACUUGCUUAUUAAUUUUAUAUAUUUUUUUUUUUUUGAAGCUUAAUAUUAAAUUUGAACCAAUAGAUAUCUCAUUUUGUUAUUUUAAAAUAAUAAACUACUAUUUAAUUUCAUA